AUGGCGUCUAAAAACGCUGAAAAGAUUGAAGUUGGAACGAUUGAGGUGAAGGUGAUACCGUCAAAUGGCGCCCCGGAGAAGGCCACACUCCUGACAGUCCAACCUCAGAAAUCUAUCUUGCCGGUGAUGUUUGAAAGAUCGGCCAAAUCAUUUUGGAACCCCAGAUUUGAUUCGGACGUGUUGGAGAAAUAUCACAAGGAAAUAUCACUUCAACAGACACUACGCAUCUUUCGGUAUGCACUUUUAUACGUUGCACUGUCCUGUGCUGCUUGGGCUCUUUUUGUAGGCUUCCAUCCCUUAUUUGUGCACAACCACAGAUGCUUCCUCAUUGGUUUGUUAGCAUUGUUUGUAAGCGUGGUUGUUAUCUUCAUUAUUUCCUUCACCAAAUAUUAUGGGAAAACUCAGACUGGACUGUCAGUUGUGCUGGCAUUUGUCCUAAGUCUCUUCAGUUUGAUUUUUUAUUAUCGUGCUUCUGAGGGUGACAUGUCAUUCGUUGCUAUUUUUAUUGGCUGUGUUGAGAUUAUUCUCUUGAUUUACACAUUCAUCCCCAUGCCAAUGUUUUUCUGUCUGGCAAUUGGAGUGGUGUACUCAAUCAUAUUUGAGGUUUUGUCGGCCAUCUUGACUCCAAUCAAUAAUGUCUACUACAUAAUUGGACGUAUUUUGUUGCAUAUUGCCAUUCACUCUCUGGGAGUUCACUUGUUUGUGAUAUCCCAAGUGAGACAGAGGAGCACUUUCCUGAAGGUGGGUCAGUCAAUCAAGUCAAGAAGAGAUGUGCAAACAGAGAAACAGUUCAAACAAGACAUGAUUCACUCUCUUAUGCCUCCGAAAGUUGCUCAAGAAGUCAUGAGUUCUCGUGAUCCGAAGGGAGGUUCAACAGGAGAUGGCAAUGAAAAGACUCCCCAAGUUCAAAUGGGUCUAGGUGGGGGCCCAAUGACAUUUCGUUCUUUCCACAUGUCCAAGAUGGAAAAUGUCAGCAUAUUAUUUGCAGAUAUUGUCGGGUUCACUAAGAUGAGUUCCAACAAAUCAGCAGAGCAUCUGGUCAGUCUGUUGAGUGAUCUCUUUGGCAGGUUUGAUGAUAUCUGCUACAAGUGUGGCUGUGAAAAAAUUAGUACACUUGGGGAUUGCUACUAUUGUGUGUCUGGAUGUCCCGAACCUAGACCCGACCAUGCGAGGUGCUGUGUGGAGAUGGGGCUGUCCAUGUGCAUUGCCAUCAAACAGUUUGACGAAGACCACAAAGAAGAAGUGAACAUGCGUGUUGGCGUGCACACGGGGACAGUCCUCUGCGGAUUGGUUGGCACGAGGAGGUUCAAGUUUGACGUGUGGUCUCACGAUGUUACAAUUGCAAACUCCAUGGAAUCUGAAGGCAGGCCUGGUUGCGUGCACAUCUCCGACUACACGUACAAAUUUGUGAAAGAUGAUUAUGUUGUUGAGAAAGGAGAGUCAGUACCAGGUUCGUUGGUUGGUUGGUCGAUUUGUUGGUUAGUUAGUUGGUCGAUUGGAUGA
Helobdella robusta is the source of this 1503-nucleotide messenger RNA. RefSeq lists its product as hypothetical. Gene Ontology annotation, molecular function: adenylate cyclase activity. NCBI's taxonomy places the organism in Eukaryota, Metazoa, Annelida, Clitellata, Rhynchobdellida, Glossiphoniidae. Bases 1 to 1503 code for a protein of 500 amino acids. The transcript has 2 exons. The record is from RefSeq and is a predicted model, not a curated record. Gene Ontology annotation, biological process: intracellular signal transduction; adenylate cyclase-activating G protein-coupled receptor signaling pathway; cyclic nucleotide biosynthetic process.